Molecule: messenger RNA, 4201 nt
Organism: Equus caballus (horse)
Lineage: Eukaryota; Metazoa; Chordata; Mammalia; Perissodactyla; Equidae
Source: RefSeq, a predicted model, not a curated record
GUCGCUGCUUCUGCGCGUCCGGUCUUGCUCCAUUGCUUCGCCCCUGGCCUUUGGCCAGUGGACCCGUCCUGAGGGUGGGGGCCGAGACGCGCGCACUCGCGGGAGCCGUCCAGUGGAUCGGCGGCUUCUUCCCACGGGGCGACCAGGAGCUAGAGAUGCUAUUAUGUUGUCAUUUUAUCGAGUGUGAGAAGUCAGCCCAGAGAUGGAAAACUUCAUUCUGUAUGAGGAGAUUGGCAGAGGAAGCAAGACCGUUGUCUAUAAAGGGCGACGAAAGGGGACGAUCAAUUUUGUAGCUAUUCUUUGUACUGAUAAGUGCAAAAGACCUGAAAUAACCAAUUGGGUCCGUCUCACCCAUGAAAUUAAACACAAGAAUAUUGUAACUUUUCAUGAAUGGUACGAAACCAGCAAUCAUCUCUGGCUAGUAGUGGAACUCUGCACAGGUGGUUCCUUAGAAAUGGUUAUUGCUCAGGAUGAAAACCUUCCCGAAGAUGUUGUGAGAGAAUUUGGGAUUGACCUGAUUACUGGAUUACAUCAUCUUCAUCAACUUGGCAUUCUCUUUUGUGACAUUUCUCCUGGAAAGAUACUCUUAGAAGGGCCUGGCACAUUGAAGUUUAGUAAUUUUUGCUUGGCAAAAGUGGAAGGUGAAAAUUUGGAAGAAUUCUUUGCUUUGGUGGUAGCAGAAGAAGGAGGAGGUGAUAGCGGAGAAAAUGUACUGAAGAAAAACAUGAAAAGUAGAGUCAAAGGAUCUCUUAUAUAUGCAGCACCAGAAAUUGUGAGGGGUACUGACUUCUCCACCACCAGUGACCUCUGGUCUUUGGGGUGCCUGCUCUAUGAAAUGUUUUCAGGAAAACCACCAUUCUUCUCAGAAAGUUAUUCAGAAUUAGUUGAAAAGAUUUUUUAUGAAGAUCCUUUGCCCCCUGUUCCAAAAGAUUCUUCUCUUCCUAAAGCUUCUUCAGAUUUUAUUAAUUUGCUUGAUGGUUUACUUCAAAAAGAUCCUCAGAAAAGGUUAACUUGGGCGGGCCUACUGCAGCAUUCAUUUUGGAAGAAUGCUUUCACUAGAAAAGAUCAAGACUCAAGCACUGAGGAUUCCAACGUCAGCAGAAACGUGGUGGAGUGUUCUGGUAUACAAGAUUCCAAGGAGCUUUUGAGGAGCCCUCAGAGUGGACAAGCAAAAGGGGAGAAGAGUGGUCAGCGACUGAGUCACUCUUUCAGACUAGAAAAUCCAACUGAGUUGAGGCCUAAGAGUACUCUUGGGGGUCAACCGAGUGAGUCCAUGUUUCUUCUCAGUUCUCGUCCUACUCCAAGAACCAGCACUGCCCUGGAAUUGAGUCCUGGUGAGGAUAUGACUCAAAAUUCACCACAGAAGACUUCUCCUGUGACCAAGAUUACAAGUGGACACCUGAGUCAGCAGGACCUCGAAUCCCAGAUGAGAGAGCUUAUCUACACAGACUCAGAUCUUGUCAUCACCCCAAUUAUCGACAAUCCGAAGAUAAUGAAACAACCACCAAUUAAAUUUGAUCAAAAAAUACUGCAUCUACCAGUACAUUCAGUGGAUAAAUUAGUAUUUCUCAAAGACCAAGAUUGGAAUGACUUUUUGCAACAAGUUUGCUCUCAGAUCGACUCUGCUGAGAAGAGCACGGGAGCCGCCCGAGCCAAGCUGAAUCUCCUUUGCUAUCUGUGUGUGGUGGCCAGUCACAGGGAGGUGGCCACCAGGCUCCUCCAUUCCCCACUGUUCCAAUUGCUAAUCCAGCAUUUGCGAAUAGCUCCAAACUGGGAUAUAAGGGCCAAGAUUGCUCGGGUGAUUGGUUUACUGGCCUCGCACACAACUGAACUCCAGGAAAAUACACCUGUUAUUGAGGCAAUUACUCUUUUAACAGAGUUAAUUAGGGAAAACUUCAGGAACAGCAAAUUAAAACAGUGCCUUUUACCAACGCUUGGAGAGCUGAUCUAUCUUGUAGCCACCCAGGAAGAAAAAAAAAAGAACCCCAGAGAAUGCUGGGCUGUUCCCUUGGCUGCAUACACAGUGCUAAUGAGGUGCCUUCGGGAAGGGGAAGAACGUGUUGUGAAUCACAUGGCAGCAAAGAUUAUUGAAAAUGUCUGCACUACCUUUUCUGCUCAGGCCCAGGGCUUUAUUACAGGAGAAAUUGGACCUGUUUUGUGGUACCUAUUCAGACAUUCCACUGUGGAUUCUCUUAGGAUAACAGCAAUAUCGGCUUUGUGUAGAAUCACUCGCCAUUCUCCGACUGCCUUCCAGAAUGUUAUUGAGAAAGUGGGUCUGAACUCAGUAAUAAACUCCCUGGCCUCUGCCAUCUGCAAAGUUCAGCAGUACAUGUUGACCUUAUUCACUGCUAUGUUGUCCUGUGGGAUUCAUCUGCAGAGACUAAUCCAAGAAAAGGAUUUUGUCUCUACAGUUAUCCGUUUACUUGACAGCCCCUCAACUUCCAUUAGAGCAAAGGCCUUCCUGGUUCUUUUGUAUAUUUUGAUUCAUAACCAUGAGAUGCUGCUGCUCAGCUGCCAAGCAAGACUGGUGAUGUACAUCGAGAGAGACAGCAGAAAGACCACUCCAGGCAAGGAGCAGCAGAGCGGCAAUGAGUACCUGUCCAAAUGCCUGGGCCUUCUCAUCCGUCACAUCGUGCAGGAACUGCCACGAGUCCUGGGUGACAUUCUUACUGCCUUGGCUAACGUUUCUGGUCGUAAACACCCAUCAACGGUUCAGGCAAAGCAGCUGAAGACAUGUCUACCCCUGAUGCCCAUAGUGCUUCAUCUCGUAACUUCGCAGGUAUUUCGACCUCAAGUUGUAACAGAAGAGUUCCUUUUCAGUUACGGAACUGUUCUUAGUCAUAUUAAAUCGAUAGACUCAGGAGAAACUAACAUAGAUGGAGCCAUAGGACUGAUGGCAUCGGAAGAAUUUAUCAAGAUCACGUUGUCAGCUUUUGAAGCAAUAAUCCAGUAUCCUAUUUUAUUGAAAGACUAUUGCUCUACGGUUGUUGAUUAUAUCCUGCCACCCUUGGUCUCCUUGGUUCAAAGCCAAAAUGUGGAGUGGAGACUCUUCAGCUUGCGGUUGCUCUCAGAAACCACAUGUCUGCUCGUGAACCAGAAGGUUGGGGAUGACAAGAAGGAGGCAAAUGUCGAUUCUGACAGCAAUCUUCUGGCUCUCAUUAGAGAUGUUUUACUUCCCCAGUAUGAGCACAUUCUCUCGGAGCCUGACCCAGUACCAGCAUAUGCUCUGAAACUGCUGGUUGCCAUGACGGAACACAAUCCAGCUUUUACCAGACUUGUGGAAGAAAGCAAACUGAUCCCGCUCAUUUUUGAAGUAAUUCUGGUGUCAUAUCCAAAAAAAUAUUACCAAGAUCCAUGUCAAGAACAUCAGGAGAACAUUCUGGGUAACACCAUGCAAAGUGUGAUUGCAUUGCUCAACAAUCUGGUUGCCUGCAAAGAUUUGAAUAUGAAGCUGCUUUAUGAACAAGGCCUGGUCCAUCAUGUGUGUAACUUGUUCACCGAAACUGCCACACUAUGCUUGGACGUGGACAAUAAAAACAACAAUGAGACGGCUGCCGCGCUGCUAUUUUCGCUGCUUGAUAUUUUGUACGGCAUGCUGACCUACACAUCAAGUAUUGUACGGCUGGCUCUGCAGGCACAGAAGUCUGGGUCAGGAGGGGACACUCAGGCUGCAGAAGACCUGCUGCUGCUCAGCAAACCUCUGACAGACCUCAUCAGCCUGCUCAUUCCACUGCUUCCUAAUGAGGAUCCUGAAAUUUUUGAAGUCUCAUCCAAGUGUCUGUCUAUACUGGUGCAGCUGUAUGGCGGGGAAAACCCAGACAGCCUGUCUCCUGAAAAUGCAGAGAGCUUUGCUCAUUUACUAACAUCCAAAGAGGACCCAAAGGAGCAGAAGCUUCUGCUGAGGAUUCUCAGAAGAAUGAUCACCUCCAAUGAGAAGCACCUGGAGAGCCUCAAGAAUGCGGGCAGCCUCCUGCGCGCUCUGGAGUGGCUGGCCCCAGCUGUUCGUCUGCUGACAGUGCUGUGGCUUCCUUGGCCCUGGAAAUCCUCCAAGCUGUUGGACACUAGGCAAGAAGGCACUUGGCAUAAGCCUGCCCUACGGCACCAACCCUUGGCUACACAGGCAAGGUCAGCUCCCAAGCACAUUUGCCACAUGGCCACCUACAGCUGUAUUGGGGCCUAAUAAAGUCAGCUGAACCCAGAA